AAUUCAGGGAACACUGAUACAAUAAAUAAAAGUUUUAGUAAUAUAUUCUAAGAGGUUCUUGUACACCAAAAUGACAACCUCCCCGGCCUCCGGCCACCACCGUUUUCAAACUCUCGUCCCCCUCGCUUUAGCCGCCAUUCUUCUCCUUGGAGCAUCACGGUUAAAGAUCGAAUCCUCGUGCUCGAAAACAAGUUGCAAACAUGUCUUGCAGAGAGUGUUCUCCUUCACUGCCAUGCACAAGACUAAGAUAAGGAAUGAUGAUGGAGGUGAUGAUGAACAUAUAUAUCAUGAUGCAUUGAGGAAUGGAUCAUGCAAUGUCUUUGAGGGUGCAUGGGUGUUGGAUGAAUCUAAUCCAAGGCCUUUGUAUACUGAAGAGAGUUGCCCUUACCUUACUACACAGGUCACUUGCCUUAGCAAUGGAAGACCUGAUUCUCUCUACCAAAAAUGGAGGUGGAAACCCCAUGCAUGCCAACUUCCAAGGUUUGAUGCUUUGAAAUUGUUGGAGAGUUUGAGGAACAAGAGGUUGAUGUUCAUAGGGGACUCUCUCCAGAGAACACAAUGGGAAUCUAUGGUUUGUCUUGUUGAAUCUGCCAUUCCUGAUUCUAAGAAAUCAAUGACCAAGAUUCCUCCCAGAAGAAUCUUCAUGGCAGAGGAAUACAAUGCUUCAAUUGAAUUCUAUUGGGCUCCUUUUCUUGUGGAAUCAAAUGCUGAUCAUGCCACUAAGCAUCAUGUGCAAAAGAGGCAAGUUAAAUUGGACUCAAUCUCUAAACAUAGUAAGAAUUGGGAGGGAGUUGAUGUCCUUGUCUUUGAGAGCUAUGUAUGGUGGAUGAACAAGCCUCUCAUUAAUGCCACGAUUGGAUCUCUUGAAAUGAAAGAAUACAAUGUCACAACUGCAUACAGGUUGGCACUACAAACAUUGGGUAAAUGGUUAGACUCAACCAUGAAUCCUCUCACCCAAAAGGCCUUCUUCAUGAGCUUGUCUCCCACUCAUAUAUGGAGUUGGGAAUGGAAUUCAGGAAGUAAUGGUAACUGUUUCAAUGAGGCUACUCCAAUCCAAGCACCAUACUGGGGAAUAGGUUCAAGCCAUCAGAUCAUGGAUGCAGUAAGAGAUACUUUGCAAGAUCUGAAGGUUAAUGUCACCCUUCUGAACAUCACCCAGCUUUCUGAGUACCGGAAAGACGGGCAUACGUCGGUCUACACUGAGCGGCAAGGCAAGCUCUUGACAUUCGAGCAGAGAUCUCAACCGGAAAUCUACGCCGAUUGCGUCCAUUGGUGCCUGCCCGGUGUUCCUGAUACAUGGAAUGAGAUACUGUAUAUGUACUUGUUAUACGGACCAAGUAGACAUUGAAUGAUUCAGCAUUCAGCAAGCAAUUCAACAAAGUAUUCAUUGCGUGAA
Molecule: messenger RNA, 1396 nt
Organism: Dioscorea cayenensis subsp. rotundata (Guinea yam)
Lineage: Eukaryota; Viridiplantae; Streptophyta; Magnoliopsida; Dioscoreales; Dioscoreaceae
Product: protein trichome birefringence-like 31
Exons: 5
Coding region: 71-1348 (425 amino acids)
Cellular component (GO): Golgi apparatus
Molecular function (GO): O-acetyltransferase activity
Source: RefSeq, a predicted model, not a curated record